Musa acuminata AAA Group (dessert banana) is the source of this 2347-nucleotide messenger RNA. RefSeq lists its product as uncharacterized. Gene Ontology annotation, cellular component: Sec61 translocon complex; membrane. Gene Ontology annotation, molecular function: transmembrane protein transporter activity; ribosome binding; signal sequence receptor activity. NCBI's taxonomy places the organism in Eukaryota, Viridiplantae, Streptophyta, Magnoliopsida, Zingiberales, Musaceae. The record is from RefSeq and is a predicted model, not a curated record. Gene Ontology annotation, biological process: SRP-dependent cotranslational protein targeting to membrane, translocation; post-translational protein targeting to membrane, translocation. The transcript is spliced from 7 exons. The coding region runs from base 602 to 2119 and encodes 505 amino acids.
CGGAAAUUGCGACCUGGGCGGUGGUUUCAAGGGAAACGACCCUGACAACCAUGUCCGGAGAAUCACGACCUCCCUCUUCUCGUCCUUCCUCGAUCUCGUCGGUUGACGGCCAUCUAUGGUGUCGCCGGUAUGAUAGGAUGGCUGCUGCGAAGGUUUAGUUAGUAAUAGGCUGAUGUGGAGAUGUAUUUCUCCAUCCUUAUCAGGGGACGAGAAUCGCAAGUCCUGUUCACGCUACAUGGUCAUGAGUCUCGUUCUGUUUAGGUUUCGGCUGAUCUGAUCAACCCUAGCUAAUUUUUGCGGAAUUGGAUUGUCGAUCUGUUAAGUCGGCUGCUGGAUUGAUUGAUCCACCUGAGCGUCAGCUAAUUUCAGCUGAGUCCUGCUGAAAGUGUACAAUCAUUGGCAUGUUCGUGUUGGUUGGCUUUGAUUCAUAGGUUGGUGGAUUGAGAUCAUCUCGAGUUUGCUCGGAGAACUAUUUUUCCUGGCACUUGCUGAAUCUUGCAUGUUUUAUGUUUUUUCUUUACUCAUAUUAACCCUUCCCGAUGCACUUCUAUAUAUGCGCACAGGAUUGUAUAUAUGCAGACAGAUCUGUGCUCAUAAAUGAAUGCUGUGUUUCAUGGAUGAAUCCCACAGAUGCAGACUACUAGUACACAAUAGAGGCUGGUUACAACAUGGACAAACUGGCUGCAGGAGAAUGGCAGGAGGAUUCAGAGUGCUUCAUCUAGUUAGACCAUUUUUGGCUUUCUUGCCUGAAGUUCAGAGUGCUGAUCGUAAGAUUCCAUUCAGGGAAAAGGUUAUCUACACUGUUAUCUCGCUCUUUAUAUUUCUGGUCUGCAGCCAACUUCCACUUUAUGGCAUACACUCAACCACGGGAGCAGAUCCUUUUUACUGGAUGCGUGUUAUUCUCGCAUCAAAUCGUGGAACCGUUAUGGAGCUUGGAAUUACUCCAAUUGUGACUUCAGGAUUGGUGAUGCAGCUUCUGGUUGGUUCCAAGAUCAUUGAAGUCGACAACAGUGUACGAGAGGAUCGUGCUCUUUUAAAUGGUGCACAAAAAUUACUCGGCAUUCUAAUUGCUAUUGGAGAGGCAGUUGCAUAUGUUCUAUCUGGGAUGUAUGGCAGUGUCAGUCAACUAGGAACUGGGAAUGCUAUUCUUAUUAUACUUCAGCUUUUCUUCGCAGGCAUCAUUGUCAUCUGUUUGGAUGAACUUCUCCAGAAAGGAUAUGGUCUAGGAUCUGGUAUUUCUUUGUUCAUUGCUACCAAUAUCUGUGAAAAUAUCAUUUGGAAGGCAUUUAGCCCAACAACCAUCAACAGUGGGCGUGGUGCCGAAUUUGAAGGUGCUGUGAUCGCCUUAUUCCACCUACUGAUAACUCGUACAGAUAAAGUUCGUGCUCUUCGUGAGGCUUUCUACCGACAAAAUCUUCCAAAUGUGACCAACUUGCUUGCUACAGUUCUGGUCUUUCUCAUAGUUAUAUAUUUCCAAGGGUUUCGUGUUGUGUUGCCUGUGAGGUCAAAGAAUGCCCGUGGACAGCAAGGCUCUUACCCUAUCAAGUUGUUUUACACCUCUAAUAUGCCCAUAAUUUUGCAGUCAGCUCUUGUCUCCAACCUGUACUUCAUCUCCCAGUUGUUGUACAGGAGGUACAGUGGAAAUUUCCUUGUAAAUCUUCUGGGUAAAUGGAAGGAAUCCGAGUAUUCUGGUCAAUCCAUCCCUGUAGGGGGUAUAGCUUACUAUAUUACAGCACCAUCAAGCUUGGCGGAUAUGGCAGCAAAUCCAUUCCAUGCACUUUUCUAUAUAGUUUUCAUGCUCUCAGCUUGUGCACUUUUCUCCAAAACUUGGAUAGAAGUCUCUGGAUCAUCUGCAAGGGAUGUGGCCAAACAGCUUAAGGAACAACAAAUGGUAAUGCCCGGCCAUCGAGAAUCAAAUUUGCAGAAGGAACUGAACAGGUACAUCCCAACUGCAGCAGCUUUUGGUGGCAUGUGCAUUGGUGCAUUGACUGUUCUAGCAGAUUUUAUGGGCGCAAUUGGUUCUGGAACCGGAAUCCUGCUUGCUGUUACGAUCAUAUAUCAAUACUUUGAGACCUUUGAGAAGGAGAGAGCUAGCGAGCUCGGGUUCUUUGGCCUCUGAUCUGAAAGGUUUUAUACUCGAUGCUUCGUGGCCCUUACAGCUUUCAGCACAGUUUUCUUCAGUUAGUUAAUCUUAGUCACAAGUCUAGUGCUACGUAACGGAAGUGUAAGCUGUUUGCAAAUCUUCCUUCGGCCAAUCAAAGAGCAUUCUAGUCCGUAAAUGUAACACUAGUGAUGGAUAGACCAUCUACUACUUGAAUAAUAUUAUUGCCAGCUUACUUCGCUUGAA